Messenger RNA from Morone saxatilis (striped sea-bass), 3428 nucleotides. RefSeq names its product homeobox protein Dlx3b-like. Bases 370 to 1341 code for a protein of 323 amino acids. Lineage: Eukaryota; Metazoa; Chordata; Actinopteri; Moronidae. Gene Ontology annotation, biological process: embryo development; epithelial cell differentiation; regulation of transcription by RNA polymerase II. The transcript is spliced from 3 exons. Gene Ontology annotation, molecular function: RNA polymerase II cis-regulatory region sequence-specific DNA binding; DNA-binding transcription factor activity, RNA polymerase II-specific. The record is from RefSeq and is a predicted model, not a curated record.
GAGGACUUUUACGGGCUUGCCAACUGUUUAUGCGCUCUGGUUGCAUACAGGCCCGAGGAGAGGCUUACUGGAGGUUUUUGUGGGGAGAAGAAGGGAGCCAGACAGGCGACAGUCAGCGCUGUCUUGGCCUCGAGGCAGAGGCAGGGAGCGAGCAGACGAGCCAAUGAGAAGGAGACAUCCACUCCCCUCUGUCCUGCCCGGCCCGGCUCAGCUCGGCGCGCCCUGUAAUUACGAGCUCUAGUUGGGUUGGGCGCCGCCACGGUGGACAGCCCGGCUGCGUCAAGAGAGUUUGGGAACAGCCAGCUCCAGACUGCGAGCACCUCUCUACACUCCUGCUGCGCAGUUUGGAGCGAAAGGAAAGCGCUGAGAAUGAACGGCCAAUCCUCGCCUAUCUUCGAGGAGAAGAAACCUUCCCUCCCCGUGGCCGGGAGCUCCAUCUCGGCCGCCAAGGAUUCCCCGACCCUGCCGGAGUCCUCAUCCACAGACAUGGGCUUCUACAGCGGGCAGAGCGCGCUCCACGGCUCGCAGGAUUUCUACCAGGCGCAGCAGCCGUACUCGGCCCAGCACAUGAACCCGUACGCGUACCACCACUAUAACCUGAACGGGAUGGGCCCAGGCGGUGCUUACCCCGUGGGCAAGGCAGAGUACCCGUACCCCCAUGCGGCGUACAGAGGGGAGCACGGUGCGUUCAGCAGGGAGGUUCAGUCAGCGCUGCAGGACGGUGUGAAAGAGGAACCAGACGUGGAGGUUCGGAUGGUCAAUGGGAAGCCCAAGAAGGUGCGCAAGCCCCGGACCAUCUACUCCAGCUACCAGCUGGCGGUCCUGCAGAGGAGAUUCCAGUCGGCACAGUACCUGGCCCUGCCGGAACGGGCCGAGCUGGCCGCACAGCUGGGCCUCACACAGACACAGGUCAAAAUUUGGUUCCAGAACCGUCGCUCCAAGUUCAAAAAGCUCUACAAGAAUGGAGAGUUUCCUCUCGGGGAUAUUCCUCUUGAACACAGUCCAGACGCCAGCGAUUCCAUGGCCUGCAACUCUCCUCCCUCCCCAGCUGUGUGGGAAAACACCAACAGCAACGGUAACAACAACAACAACAGCAGCAGCAGCAGCAACAACACAAACAGCAGCAGCAUCAAGAGCAAUGCAAUGAUAGAUCCUACCAGCAGGGGGCAGGGUCCCUAUCAGCCUCCAGUUGAUUCUUCGCCCGCCUUCAUGGGAGAUUACACCCACCAGAACUGGUACCAGCAGCAGGGUGCACAUUUAGGUCUGCCGCAGUCUGGCCUGACGCACCACACUCCAUCAACAGCAGCGCCAUCCACACAGAGCAUGGGAGCCGUCUACUGACGCUGAAACACUAACUGCACAACGGCUUAAGAGUGGAGCCCCGGGCUAAAACAGGGGGAGUACUUUUUGGAUGAUUUGGAGCGCUGUCGUGAACAGAAAUACCUGACAGUGACCAUCAGACACGAGUCAUGACUGUAAAACCCAACACACAUGUUGUAAAACCGGCUUUCUACAGUAAAUGUGGACCAAAAUCAAGCGGUGGCCUUCCGUACCCUGUUGUCCUCAGCUCUGAAGUUUAUGAACUCAUAACGGAAAUUAGGCUGAUUGAUGUGGGUGCUGAGACUGAUUUUAUUUGAAAUCACUGAUAACUGAUCAUAUUUUUUAUAUUUGAUAAUUUAAAUAUGACCAUAUUUAUACCAAAAACGUAUGUUGUAUAUUGAUUCAGUCUUUCCCUGAUCUCCCAGAAAGGGCCUCUGACGCAGUAUUUUCACUCUAAAACUGAAUACUACUGAAAUCCUUCCAGGCUUUGCAGUAAAUUAAAGCCCGCCACAGCAGCACAGAGAACUUUAAGAUAUGUAAGGCUUUACAUUUUUACAGAAAACAGGACUGUUUGAUGUAACUAUGGACAGACGCCAUGUUAAAGGUGAACAACACUGAAAGGCUGAUAACCUUUUAAAAUAAAACAUCGAUAUCAACCAUGGAGAGACACUGAAAUGACCCCUGAGAGGGUGUUUUUUUUCUUUAAUAGGACCAUUUAUAAACUGAAUUUAAAUUCAUUUUCCAUUAGUAACAUCGCAGACAUUGUCCUCAUGGAUUCAGUAGAUGAUGAAGUUGCUCCAGCGCAGUGGACCUGACAUUCACAAAGUGCUGUUUGCGUACAUAUAUGUUUUGUCUUUAUUUCCUAUGAAACCCAGCUGGAGCAGAUUAAAGUAGAACUGUGUGUGAACUGUGGCUGUUUUUGCAGGUGAAAAAGUUUUUGCUCUUGGCGUCGAGGUAAGGCCGGGGCCUUUUGUGGCUCCAAAGGGAGCUGUGUCAAGUCUGAUAAAUUGCCUCAAGUGAUGUCACAUGAGUCAGCGUUGGUUGGGUCCGUAGACUGCAAGUUUGAUAGGGGAAUAACACACCUGAAUCUCCGACCGAACUGUCAGCAGCAUUGUGGGUAAUGUGCCAGUUUAAAAAAAGAGCCCAAAUCUGACAGUGUUACAGGAGUCCAUUGCUAAAUGAUGGAGUCUUUUAAGGGCCUUUAAAAGUUUCACAUGUUGAAGCAGCUCAAAGGUGUUCAUAUUGUGUUAAUGUCUUAAUGCUGAUCAGUGUGAACAGGAAAAGGCCUCAUGAAGUCACAUUUUUCAAGUUUGACCACAUGGGCGUCUGCUACAGAUUUCCCACUCCCAAGACACAAAUCUCACCAGUGAUCUGCUUCUGAAGACUCGUGAGUCAUUUGUCAGCUUUUGUUGCUAUGACAGUAUGUCAAAAUAUCAUAAUAAUGUCGGCAUCCACAGCAGUUUGGCUGAGCCAGUUUUGGCACAACGCAGUGAUUAAAAGAGAGCAAGACAGCGAACUUGUAGGUUUUUCUGCAGAUGAUUUUGGCAAAAAACGUAAGGGUGUGUUCAACCAGAAAGAGGUACAGGUACAGAAAAUGUCGGUUAUGAGCAGCUGCAUUAAGCCUCUGUAGAGGAAGCUAAAACGUCUCAUGGAUUAAUCAGAUCACGCGUCCGCAUGGGGCUCCUUUCUGAAGAACGUUUCUGUGAUUUUGCUGCCUGUGCCUCUCUUAAUUGAUUAUAGAAUAUGACAAUCAACCAGUAAUUUAUAUUUGUAUUAUAUGUAUUUUUUAUGCUGUUAAAUUGCUCCUCCAGAGAUUUAGUGUCUCAUUUUGAAAAGUUGAGACUUGCUAAAAUAAAAUAAAAGAAGGGACAUAAUCGAAGCAGCGGAGGUCAAUAUGUCCCGACUUUUAGGUAGUAAAAGUCCUAGUAUUAGUCCAAAGUCCCGAAAACGGUGCAUCCUGCAACUCCCACAAUGCAACUUGCCACUGUCUUUCAUUAGACCCCUCUUUGCUUGACAAAUCUUUCGAACAGCGUGUUGACUUUUUGGCUUUCUCUUACAAAUUUAAACUCUCAAACCUGAGACCCAGAUGACAUCGUCAGGGUAGGUUC